Messenger RNA from Bemisia tabaci, 2312 nucleotides. Its product is annotated as speckle-type POZ protein. The record is from RefSeq and is a predicted model, not a curated record. Lineage: Eukaryota; Metazoa; Arthropoda; Insecta; Hemiptera; Aleyrodidae. Gene Ontology annotation, molecular function: protein binding.
GAUCGCGAGUUAGUUCAUCUCUCGAUUAGCUCAGGAGUGGAGCCGCGAUACUUCGGUCACGCGCUAUCAGCCGAGUUUAAAAGUUGACGAUCUUUUGUUUAUUUUCCGCGACCCGUUCGUCGUCGUCAGAUCCGAGGGUGGUGAUACUGGAUUUGCUGCAGUCUCCCUACGGAAAUACCCGGUCGCAAAAUGGUGGUCUCUCAAAGGCAAGGUGUUGAGCACUUAGUUCCUGCAGUGUCAGAUCUGGUGCUGAAAUACACUUGGAAGAUAAAGAAGUAUGGCAAAUCAUUCUCUUCGCAAGAAGGGUUUGACAGCCCCCCAUUCGAUCUUAAUGCAAAUGGAAUCAAGACACGGUGGAAUCUAGCCUUGCGAUACUGGAAAGACCCGACCGGAAAACGAGUGACAAAUCCAGUUGUCAUGUGCCUCAAUUUGCUGAGAUCAAGGGCGCCGGAGGAGGAACAAGCUAAAAUCAAGUUUCAAUUUGGAGUCUUCAAUUGCAAAACCAAUCAAUGGGAUUUCUGCAGUUCUAGUCGCAUCCUUUUUUACCUCCGAAAAGUGGACAAAGUACAAUCAAUAGGUUACCGAGAUCUGAAUAUUUUGGAUAAACAUUUAGAUGACUCUGGAGAUUUAUAUCUACAAGUGAAAAUGCAACUAGUGAGAAAUGAGACUGAGAGUGGCAGUAUUGCUCAAGACAUGGAACAACUGCUGAGAACUGGCGUUAAAAGCGAUAUUCGAAUCCGCUGCGGAAAUGAAGAAUGGCCGGGACACAGCGUGAUUAUAGCCGCUCGAUCUCCAAUUCUCUCCAAUCAAAUUCAAGACAACACCCUAGACCUCAGUUGGUUGACAGAAGAGGGCGCUCAACAACUACUACAAUACAUCUACACGGAUAAAGUGCAGUGCAAAGAGGACACAAUUCCUGCUUUACUGGAAGCAGCAGGUCUUUAUGAGUUGCAUGGGCUAAAAACACUGUGUGAGCGUGUCCUGAUUGAGGUUAUCAACCAAGAUAAUGCUAAUGUUUUACUAUCUAUAGCACAUGAUUUCAACUGUGAAACUCUACGAAAAGCCGUUCUGGCUUACUUUGAGGAAAAUGGGGACACUGUAGAUGACAGUGCAAUUUGGAGAAGGUCAGAGUACGUCUGUCCAGAGAUAUUUAAGUUGAUUAAAGAAGAUGGACUUGGAAGCUCAAUCUCUAGUAGUAUAGACAGCGAUGAUACAGACUGCAGUAAACACUCCAUAGGGCAAAAACACAACUCUAUAGACCGUACGGAGCAAAAAGUUGAAGAAGUUAAAGUUUAAAAUAUUUUUUUUAAAAUAAACAGCAUGUGAUUAUUAAUGUGUUUCUGAAAUAUUUUGCUCUCUCACUGAACCAUGUUUCCUUCUUUGAUUGUUUUCCUCCGAGAAACGUGGGGUUAUCUAAUUAAUUAAAACUUCACUAAAUCUAACACAAGUGACUUUCAGAGAAAUUCCUCAAAAAUACCAAGGAAUCGAUUGAAAUUCAAACCAUGACAAUUUUGGGUCCUUUUGUUCUUUGUAAUACCCUACAAACUUCCAAUGCCCAAUAAUAGUAAUGAUCACUGAAUGAUAAUCUGAAGAGAAAUUGUUGUGAUAAAAGAGUGCAAGUACCAUUUAAAACAUGAAGAUACAGAAUGUAAAAAAAAGCAAAAAAAAAAAAAAAAACACAUACAUUUCAACUAAUCUUUUGGGUUUUUUUUGUUCCAAAGAUACAGACUAUUAUUGUGCUAUUGGCAUGCUGCUGGUAUGUUCAAUUUGGAGUAAGCCAUCUGGGAAAUAGUUUUGUAAGGACUGAAUCAGUCACUUUGACUGGUUCUAAGAUCUGCUGAAUCCUUCAAAUAGUCUUUGGAAUGAAGGGUAGAGAGAGCUCAACUUUAAAAGUAUUUUUUCAAGCUACCGAGUGGAUUUAGACUUGGUGAGCAAGAUUAAUUGUCACUCCCCGAAAUUUCACACGGAACUAUAUAUUUUGAUCUCAAAAAUCAGCCAGCCAAAACUCAAUUGGGAAAAAUUCCAAACUUAAAAACUGGUUCUCAAAUUAAAAGUCCUCUAAAUUUUUAACGGCAGAACAAUAUUUGGAGUAAAACUCGAUAAAUUAAAGCUGAAAAGGCUGGUUUGAAGAUUUUAGAAUAGAAGAUGAGGCCUUUAAAAUGAACUUUAAGUGCCAUGUCCCCCCCCCCCCCCCUAUUGAUUGUACCUACAGGCUUUUGUCUACUUAAAUUAAUGUGUAUUAUUAUUGUAAAUAUAUACUUUCAAUUUUGUAAUUUAUUUGAUUGAUUAAAAGUUCCAUUUUGUAAAUGUUA